This is a messenger RNA of Medicago truncatula (barrel medic), 1646 nucleotides long. RefSeq names its product WAT1-related protein At1g68170. Bases 80 to 1264 code for a protein of 394 amino acids. Gene Ontology annotation, molecular function: transmembrane transporter activity. Gene Ontology annotation, cellular component: membrane. The transcript is spliced from 7 exons. NCBI's taxonomy places the organism in Eukaryota, Viridiplantae, Streptophyta, Magnoliopsida, Fabales, Fabaceae. The record is from RefSeq and is a predicted model, not a curated record.
AUGCAUGUGUCACUUAAUAUUCACUCUCUUAAUUAAGUGAAAUUUCAACGUAAAUAUAUACACACACACACUCGUGGUGAUGAUGAUGAAGAACAAUUUGUGUAAUGUAGUGCAAGGUUUGAAGCCAACGUUGUUAAUGGUUAUGGUGCAAAUAGCAUUUGCUGGUGUUAAUGUUCUAUACAAGUUAGCUGUAAACGAUGGCAUGAGUUUAAGGAUUGUUGUUGCCUACCGUUUUAUAUUUGCAACUGCUUUCAUAGCUCCAAUUGCUUUCAUUCUUGAAAGGAAGAAGAGGGCAAAGAUGACUUGGACAAUACUGUUUCAGUCAUUUCUAUGCGGUUUAUUUGGGGGAUCAUUAGCUCAAAACUUUUACUUACAAGCCCUGACUUUAACUUCAGCAACAUUUGCAUCCGCAAUGGCCAACCUUAUACCAGCUGUAACCUUUAUCAUGGCUGUUUCCUUAGGUAUGGAAAAAUUGAAUUUGAGAACAAAAGCAGGGAAGGCAAAGAUAUUAGGUACACUAACAGGAAUUGGUGGGGCAAUGGUAUUGACAUUCGUUAAAGGUGUUGAAAUUAAGAUGGGAUCAUUCCAUUUAAAUCUUUUACAUCAUCAAAAUGGUGUUGUAACACACACUAUCUCCACUGCUAAUACCAUUUCGGGUUCUCUAUGUGCCUUGGCUAGUAGCAUCUCUUAUGCACUUUGGCUUAUUAUUCAGACAAAAAUGAGUGAAAGAUACCCUACUCAUUACUCAAGCACAGCGUUGAUAUCUUUUUGGGCGUCACUUGUUUCCAUUGUGCUUGCUCUAUGCUUUGAGAGAGAUUUGAGUCAGUGGAAAUUGGGUUGGAAUAUUAGACUUCUAACAGUUGCUUAUGCGGGUAUAGUGGUUUCAGGAGCAAUGGUAGCUGUAAUUUCAUGGUGUGUACACAUGAGAGGUCCAUUGUUUGCCUCAGUUUUUACCCCUUUAAUGCUUCUCAUGGUAGCUUUGGCUGGUUGUACCAUAUUGAAUGAGAAACUACACCUUGGAAGCAUUAUUGGAGCGGUGUUGAUUGUAUGUGGCUUGUAUGCGGUUGUAUGGGGUAAAAGUAAAGAGAUGAAGAAAAAGAAUCAAUUAGUGCCAUCAAAAAACCCACAUGAAUUUGACCCAGUUGAAAUAGUUGUGAGGUCUAUAGAAAAAGAUAAAAGCAACCUCAACAACAAUAAUCAGAUGGUUAAGGAUAAUGAAGAUUCACAAACAGAUGAACAUGAACAACAAAGUCAAGAAAAAUGAGGAGGGGUAAAAGAAGUUGCAUGUAAUGCCUAAAAUAUGGAGUAUCAAAUUAUUAUAUAUCACACUCCUACAUGUUGGUCCAAAAUGAGCGUGACAUCGUUCUAGAUUGGCCAAAAAUGCUACCAGCGGACCCUAUUUUGAUUCUCCAACUAAAAUACAUUUGAAGACCAAAAUGAAGAAAAAGGGAAACAUUUUAAAGAACAGAAAGUGUUUAAUUCAGUGAACUCUUAGCUGGACUUGACUCUGUUAUAUACAAUUAUAAUUUUGUUAAACUGCUUAGAUUUAUAUAUCUCAUGGUUGUUAAAGAUGUUAUGUUUUGUUCUGAUACUCAUAAGCUUCUGUUACAUACAAUAUAUGCAAAGUACUUCUUCUAGUUCUUUAA